GACAGGGACUUGGACUGUCAUCUGGAGGAAGCGAGAGAAGCAGGGCAGAGCUUGCCUGAGACCCAGGUCACUGAUUGGCUGAUCCAGCUGCUGCUUGGACUCCACUACAUGCAUAACAGGCGCAUCCUCCACAGAGAUCUGAAGGCCAAAAAUAUCUUCCUGAAAAGGAACAUAGUUAAAAUCGGUGAUUUUGGGGUGUCCUGUCUGCUGAUGGGGUCAUGUGACCUGGCCACCACCUUCACGGGCACGCCUUACUACAUGAGCCCUGAAGUCCUGAACCACCACGGUUACGACUCCAAGUCUGAUAUCUGGGCCAUAGGCUGUAUCCUGUAUGAGAUGUGUUGCCUGUCACAUGCCUUUGAAGGACACAACUUCUUGUCAGUUGUGAUGAAGAUAGUGGAGGGAGAAACCCCCAGACUGACAGACAGAUACUCUCUGGAGCUCAACACACUCAUGCAAAGGAUGCUGGAGAAAACCCCGUCAUCCAGGCUCUCUGCUACAGAAGCUCUGAAGACAAAAUUCAUUGAGGACAGUAUGCAGAUCUUAAAACACAAGUUCUGUAGUCUGACACUGAGAGACAAGACAUCAGCGGGAGAAAGAGACGCAGCACAGAUAUUGAAAGCGGUGCAGAGAAAGGUGCACCUUCAGACACUGAGGGAGAAAUCAGAGCUAGACAGAAUGACCCCCAGGGAGAGAAUGAGGCUGAGGAAGCUGCAGGCUGCCGACGACAAGGCCAGGAGGCUUAGGAGACUUGCUGAGGAGAAAUACCAGGAAAACCACUUCCGAAUGCAGGAGCUGAGGAGCCGCCAUUUCGAGAAAGUCAGUUUGGACGUCUUGAAUGAGAGUGCAGGAGAUGCAGCCCACCAGACUACACCAAUCACAGCUGAGGACUACCGGUCGCUGGGUUGCUCACAACCAAAGGGAAGGCAGCAGCAGGACAUGAUGCGAAUGUCUGAGCCAGUAGGGCGUGGUGAGUAUACUUCCUUCUUCCUGCAGUACGUCUUGGUUGGCCUGCAGUACAUCUUGGUUGGCCUGCAGUACAUCUUGGAUGGCCUGCACUACAUCUUGGUUGGCCUGCAGUACAUCUUGGUUGGCCUGCAGUACAUCUUGGUUGGCCUGCAGUACAUCUUGGUUGGCCUGCAGUACGUCUUGGUUGGCCUGCAGUACAUCUUGGAUGGCCUGCAGUGCAUCUUGGAUGGCCUGCACUACAUCUUGGUUGGCCUGCAGUACAUCUUGGAUGGCCUGCACUACAUCUUGGUUGGCCUGCAGUACGUCUUGGUUGGCCUGCAGUAUAUCUUGGUUGGCCUGCAGUACAUCCAG
Molecule: messenger RNA, 1320 nt
Organism: Oncorhynchus gorbuscha (pink salmon)
Lineage: Eukaryota; Metazoa; Chordata; Actinopteri; Salmoniformes; Salmonidae
Product: serine/threonine-protein kinase Nek11-like
Exons: 10
Biological process (GO): protein phosphorylation
Molecular function (GO): ATP binding; protein kinase activity
Source: RefSeq, a predicted model, not a curated record